This is a messenger RNA of Peronospora matthiolae, 594 nucleotides long. The record is from the annotation of a GenBank genome assembly. Lineage: Eukaryota; Oomycota; Peronosporomycetes; Peronosporales; Peronosporaceae.
AUGUACGAAGGGAUUGACAACCUGAAAUCCCUUUACGACCGUGCCGGGAAGACUUUCUCCGGCGGUCCUUCUGCGGCACAGGAUGUGUCGCGUCGUACUGCUCGACCAGACCCAGUACGUCAACCAUCAAUUGGGAGCGGGGCUCCCAAGAAUCCCAGGACGGGGGAUAGCCGCGCCACCGGACGAGGUAACUCGUCCGACGUCCGUUCACGUCGCGGUGGUUCAACAGCUGCUCAACUAGAUAGCGCUGGCCACCGCGAGAGUCCUCUAAUGGAGAGCUUCUUUGAUCGCGUAACGCAAGGGUUACGCGACGAUCUCGAGCAUGAGCGGAAUAGGCGUCUCCAGAUGGUGGACACUGCCUCGAAGCAUCGAGCUGAGUUUGCCUUUGCUCAGCUUGAGAACGAGAGAUCUCUGACAUCUCUUCGUGACGAGCUAAGGGUAGCUCGUGGGAUUGUUGAUCGGUCUCGGGCUGAGAUAACUGCUCUUCAGACCCUUGUUGAUGCCCACCAUCGGGAGCACAAGGCUCUCUGCGAGAUGCUUGAGCGCAAGGGCGUUCUUCAUCGGAAGAAGCAGCGUACUGAUGGUACGGCUUAA